Molecule: messenger RNA, 391 nt
Organism: Anopheles cruzii
Lineage: Eukaryota; Metazoa; Arthropoda; Insecta; Diptera; Culicidae
Product: probable cytochrome P450 12a4, mitochondrial
Exons: 2
Molecular function (GO): monooxygenase activity; iron ion binding; heme binding
Source: RefSeq, a predicted model, not a curated record
AGUGUUGUACUGGACGGCCAAGAACCUGGAUAAGCAAGCGAAGCUUCGUGACGAACUGCUCACGAUACUGCCGUCUAGGGAUUCCCCCCUGACCACGGAUAACAUGCACAACCUGACGUAUCUGAGGGCCUUCACUAAGAAGGCAGCCGAUCGUCCCGACCACAUCCCGAGCGCAAAAGAUGCGAAUCCGUUCAUCUUCUUGCCGUUUGGGUUCAGGGCACGAAGUUGCGUCGGGAAGCGGCUUGCCAUGAUGGAGAUGGAGAUACUAGUGUCCCGCCUUAUCCGCCAGUACCACGUCCGGUGGAACUAUGGCGAACUAAAGUUUAAGGCCAGCAUAGUGAACGUGCUGGCGACGGACCUGAAGUUUGAGCUGAAGGAUGUCAAAGAUUGA